UCUCUAUUUGAGAUUAGGGUUUGAAAAAAGAUAGAUCUGAAGAAAGAAGAAGAAGAAGAAAGAGGAGGAGAGAAGAAUGGCGAGCAAUGGAGGCGUGGAUCUUGCGGAUGUUCCGUCGGUGGAUCUGAUGACGGAGCUCCUCCGUCGGAUGAAAUGCCAAUCCAAACCCGAUAAGCGCCUCAUCCUCAUCGGUCCUCCUGGAUCUGGGAAGGGUACACAGUCACCCAUUAUAAAGGACGAGUAUUGUUUGUGCCAUUUGGCAACUGGAGAUAUGUUAAGAGCUGCUGUUGCUGCUAAGACUCCUUUAGGGGUUAAAGCUAAAGAGGCCAUGGAUAAGGGAGAGCUUGUGUCUGAUGACUUGGUUGUUGGAAUAAUCGAUGAAGCUAUGAAAAAACCCUCAUGUCAAAAGGGUUUCAUCCUUGACGGAUUCCCACGGACAGUUGUUCAAGCCGAAAAGCUAGAUGACAUGUUGCAGAAGAAGGGUGUAAAGGUUGACAAGGUGCUCAACUUUGCAAUUGAUGAUACCAUCUUGGAAGAGAGAAUCACUGGUCGUUGGAUCCAUCUGCCUAGCGGGCGGAGUUACCAUUCAAAAUUUGCACCACCAAAGAUUCCUGAAAUUGAUGAUGUUACUGGAGAGCCCCUGAUCCAAAGGAAAGAUGACACAGCUGCUGUUCUUAAAUCAAGGCUAGAGGCUUUCCACAGGCAAACAGAACCUGUCAUUGAUUACUAUACCAAGAAGGGCAUUGUGGCAGAGCUUCAUGCUGAGAAACCCCCUAAAGAGGUUACUGCUGAGGUUCAAAAAGCUCUUUCAUGAUGAUCAG
This is a messenger RNA of Asparagus officinalis (garden asparagus), 821 nucleotides long. Its product is annotated as adenylate kinase 4-like. Gene Ontology annotation, molecular function: AMP kinase activity; ATP binding. Gene Ontology annotation, cellular component: cytoplasm; mitochondrion. Bases 77 to 814 code for a protein of 245 amino acids. Lineage: Eukaryota; Viridiplantae; Streptophyta; Magnoliopsida; Asparagales; Asparagaceae. Gene Ontology annotation, biological process: nucleobase-containing compound metabolic process. The transcript has 6 exons. The record is from RefSeq and is a predicted model, not a curated record.